CGCCUCCUCUGCCAGAUUCACCACUGGUUACCUUGGAAGCAGGAGAGAAACUACCACAGUCUGCGCUCCGCUCAGAUCACUUGGCACAGCUCCGACGGACACUGUCGGAAUGUUUUACAAAUUCUAGCGUUCCAAGGUUAUUUAGGGUGGGAAAUACGUGCUUCGUUGUGUGAUGAUGUCUGUAGCAUGCUAUUUCUCCUAGAAUCGGCGAUAACAAAAAUGUCACAACAGCGGAUCGUCCAACUGUCGACCGCCUCGCUCGCGCUGGUCUUCUGCAAGGAAGAGGAGAGCUCGAUAAUCACCGGUGGAGGGAAAUACAACGUGAACAGUGCGAGUGGUCAGGAGAUUUUUACGGAUUUCAAAGCGCAAAAUCUGCGCAGUUUUUGGAACAAAAGACUUGUGAAAGCGGUAGCUGAAGUUUAUUUCCACGGAUGGAUGGAGAAUUUGGUCCUAUUCGUCCAUGGGAAUGCCAACAACCUGGAGGUGUUGAGGGAAGCUUGGAUGCGCAGAGCGCUGAGGUCACCCAAAGGGUUUGUCAUCAAAGCAGUGGGUGACCUGUCCCCAGUGCAGAUGUCUCCAGUGCCCCAGUCUCAGUUCAUCCCUCUAGCCGAGGUCCUAUGCUGUGUCAUCUCUGACAUGAACUCCUCCAACAUCACCGUCAACCAGGAUGCCCUCAUCAGUCACAUGACCAAGGCUCACCAAGGGAUGACCAUCCCUACUCAAGACAUCCUGUACAACGCUCUGGGCUCGUUGAUCAAAGAGAGGAAGAUCUACCACACAGGAGAGGGCUACUUCAUUGUCACUCCUCAGACCUACUUCAUCACCAACAGCCUGGUGAGAGAGAAGAGCUGGUGGACCUCAGGGUCUGGAGACAAUGAGUUGCCCUCCCCUCCCCCCAUCACCUACUUGCUCAGUAAUGACACUCUGGAGAGCCACCCACAGUCCCCCCUGGUGACCCACUGCAAGUCCUGCAGCUGCUUUGCUCCUGCCCAGAACGUGACCAAUGCUGCUACUACGGCUACUAUAGCUGCCAUUGUUCCUCCAUCUGUCCCAGACCAGCACUCGGUUUCUGUUUCUAUUAGCGAGUGCACAGGGAAAAGCCUGAAGUGGCCUCGAGACCAUAAGCCUCAAGUCCAGCACCAGUCGACCUCGACGGCCGCAGACUACCAGAUUAGUGAGGUCAGCAAGACCACUACGGCUACCACCACUGCCACUAGCCGUAAGGACAAAGACAAAGAUGGCAAGGAGAAACUAGGGAGGAGGUUUGGCCUUAGCCUCUUCAGGAGGAACGGAGGGAAGAAGGAGAAAGUGAAGAAAGAAUAUGCCUUGUUCUCAGGUCAGUUCCCUCCGGAGGAGUGGCCAGUGAGGGACGAGGAGGAUCUGAACAAUCUGCCCAGAGACCUGGAGCAUGCUAUCAUCAGACGCAUCAACCCUGAGCUCACUGUUGACAACCUGACACGCCACACUGUACUAAUGAAGAAACUGGAGGAGAGAGGAGGGGAGAGAGGGAUGGAAAUGGAAAGACGAGGGGAAAGAGGGGUGGAAAGGGACAGAGGGUUGCACAAGGGGGACAUGGUUGACGGAGGGGACAAGGGUGUGGACAAGGGCAUGUCCACUGAGAUCCUAAACUGCUCCAAGCCCAGACACCACCAGUCCUCCCGAGCCAGACUAGGAGCAGGGGCUGGGGGUAGGAGAUCUACCUCCAAGGCCUCUCGCACUAAGAGAAGGGCCCAUUCCUCCAGAGAGAAACGGAGAGACCGGCUGAAGACUAAGGCCCCAGUGUGUGUGGAUGUGGACCCAGACGGGGAGGACCUGGUCCCCUCUUGCCUCAAACCAAAGGUCCCUAUUGAUGAAUUAGACCACAGAGAGGAGCCAGGAGCGGUGGAGGGGAAAAGCCUCUAUAAGAAACGCAUUGACAACCCCUUUGAUGGUCAACCACCUGGGAAAGAUACAGCCACAACCCAGACUGUGGCACCUACUAUGACCCACAAAGAACAGAGGAGGAGAGAGGGAAAGGAAGCGAAGGAGGGGAAAGAGGGAAAGACUUCAGGAGGAGGGAGGAGAGAACCAGCGGGACACCGCUCCAAAUCCUGGGACCCGCACAAAGCAAAAGCAACCGCUGCUGACACACAGUAUGCUGGGAAGUCUCAUACAGCCGAGGACAGGUCAUGUGACCGUCUCCACGAGAGGGUGUUCACCACCGAACCACUCCUCCUGCCCCUCUCUGACACCAAACCACCCAGUGAAUUACCGUUGGACUACAGCUCGGCUUACCCACAGAGCAGCACACUAAGGAUGGACGACAAGGUUAGAUAUCAGAGGGAGGGAAAGAACAGAGGGAGGAAGAGCAGGGAGGGAGGGAAGGAGAAGGAGAAGGAGGGAAAGCAUAGACCGACACAGCAAGUAGAAUAUGGCAGUACAACAGACCAUAGACACCCAGCAGUAACAAUCCAAACCCUGGACUCUGAUGCCAACCUCCCUAGUACCCACCCCUAUGACUCAGUCCCUGCCCACCCGUACGACCAGGCCAUGCCUUGGCCAAAGCCUGCUGUGCAUCGCAGGCACUCCUUCAAACACACAGACACACAGGGAGACCUAACCCACAGGCCUGACCUGCUCUCCUCACACCAACAGGCCUGCAGUACCACCCCCAAACACCAUGGGCAGGUACACAGCAGUGGUGUCAGUAGAGCCCACAGGAGUCCAGGGCAUGGGCAAAGGGCAAGUGAUGGGUUAGCAGUGGAGAGUAAUGGCUUUAGGAUAGAGAGUGAUGAGUUUAUAGAAGAUGAUCACAGGUUUUACCAGAGAGCAGAGGAAGAAGAUGAGGAUGCCUGUAGUUCUCUGUAUCUGAGUGAGGAGGGAGUCAUUGACAACAGAGAGGUCUAUCAAACACACCUGUCUCAUUAUCGUGACUCUCAAUCCCUCUACCACGAUCCUAAGACCAUAUACCAAGACACUAUCACCCACUACCACAACCAACCUCACUCCCCUUACCACGAGCCCCAACCCCACUGUCCCAACCCCCAUUCCUUCCAAGGAGACUGGAAUAGCACUUUUCCAGGGGAACACUCUUCCACUAUCCACCAAGAUCCCCCUAUGUCCCCCCACAUCCCCCAAAGACAGGAAGAGGAGAGGUGGUUCAGGGUGAGUGGCUCUAUCCAUAACCACCGCAGCCACACGUCCCCAGGAAUCCACAGUGAUCCCAUCCCAAGACGAAGAGCUCCAAUCCCGGGGGAGCGAAGACAGGACGCCAGCCUCUCCCUGGAAGCUCCAGAGGGUUUAGAGCCACCUGAGGCGGCAGACAGCAGCAUCUUUGACUACUGCCAGACCAGCGAGGUGGACUCGGAUGCUGAGACCCUCCAUAAAUCAGCAGACGAGGGGGACAGGGAGUCAUCUCACUGGGGGUGUGGAGUAGAGGAGGAGGAGGAAAAGGGCGGCUUUGAGACCCUGGGGGACAGAGGAGGCCCUCAGACCUCAAGUGCCAGUCUGGGCAUGCCCAGUGGAGCUGGACGGGGAGAGAUAAUGGGGGAGGCGGGGGAGAGUCAGAGCAACACAGGAGACAGCGGGAUAGACUCGCCACGGACCCGUGUUUGUCUGGCAACUAACAACACAGGGAUUCUGGAGAGUCUAAAUAGGCAAGGUUUCCUACAGAACCUGGAGAAACUGCACUCCAAGAGCUCAGCCAUGCGACCACAGAGCUCUCUGCUACAGCUCACACCCGUCAUGAACGUAUGAGACCAUAGGCCCCCUGAUGCAGCUCCGUGCGAGGGAUCAUGAGUUCCCCAAUGCAGCUCUGUGUGAGGGACUAUGAUCUCCCUGGUGCAGCUCUGUGUUAGGGCCCAUGAGUCCUUUGAUGCAGCUCCCUCUUUUCUACCACCAAAAAGCAAGGGAAGUAGGAACACUGUGCUAUCAGAUAUGGGGUACACAACCCCAGUCUUUAUGGACUUACAGCAUCUAUUUGUUUCACUGCUGUCAUAAAUCUGCUGUGAACCUCUAACCUUUCCUCAUUGUCUAGCCUGGUUAUAUAUCCUGUCCUCCAGGGCUACAGUCUAUAGCAGCAAUUUAUGGGUGCUCAAACUCCAGACCUACCCCAAUGGAGGUCUUUGUACAGAUGUAUAGUCUACUUUUCCCAUUCUGUAUAUAACAUUUAACAGGAAUAUCCUGAGAGACGUAUUCGGCUAAUGACUGGUGAAUCGGCUAUGUUAAAUGCAUGAUCAAUCGAUUGGUGGGAUUGAAGUAACAGGUUGUACUCUGAGUUGCUAUUGUUUUUCACUACAUUCAACUUGGCCCAAAAUGAUGACAAAAUAACUCAGUACUGGAUCUUUAACCUGUAUCUUCAUUUUCACACCUCUUUCCUUGUCGCCAUGUGUAACACAAAUAAAUCUUUAUGCACCACAAGCCA
Molecule: messenger RNA, 4402 nt
Organism: Oncorhynchus keta (chum salmon)
Lineage: Eukaryota; Metazoa; Chordata; Actinopteri; Salmoniformes; Salmonidae
Product: storkhead-box protein 1-like
Exons: 4
Coding region: 187-3735 (1182 amino acids)
Biological process (GO): positive regulation of transcription by RNA polymerase II
Cellular component (GO): cytoplasm; nucleus
Molecular function (GO): RNA polymerase II transcription regulatory region sequence-specific DNA binding; DNA-binding transcription activator activity, RNA polymerase II-specific
Source: RefSeq, a predicted model, not a curated record